This is a messenger RNA of Misgurnus anguillicaudatus (oriental weatherfish), 1830 nucleotides long. Its product is annotated as P2Y purinoceptor 12-like. Gene Ontology annotation, molecular function: G protein-coupled purinergic nucleotide receptor activity. Gene Ontology annotation, biological process: G protein-coupled receptor signaling pathway. NCBI's taxonomy places the organism in Eukaryota, Metazoa, Chordata, Actinopteri, Cypriniformes, Cobitidae. The record is from RefSeq and is a predicted model, not a curated record. Gene Ontology annotation, cellular component: membrane.
GUUUGGGGUUCAGGGUCACAUAUUGUGCCUUCUCAAUAAUUUUCCAGUGAGCUUUCAUUAUUUCAUCAUAAGUAUGUACAUCAAACAUUUUUAGCAUAUAAAGAAAAGCACCACAACCAAUACUUCCUGUAUAAGCUGACUUUGUACACAGAAUAAAUAAGCUUGAAGCAUUUGCACAUCCGUGUCUGUGUGUUUUAUGCUCUGAGAUCUCGUAGCUCUGGUCCAAGGGUCUAUACUGCACAUGCUUUGAUUGAAGAAUUAUCUAACAAAUAGGACUCAAGUUAUCAAUGGAGUUCACAACAGUACAGACAGGAGUCAUGGACACUAACUUCAAUCAAACCGCUCGAAAUCACUCAUCAGGUGGCUGUUCACUUGAAAGUCCUCUGAUGACAACAGUGCUUCCCAUUCUCUACAGCAUUCUCUUCAUCCUCAGCCUGUCUCUGAAUGGCCUGGCAGCAUGGGUCUUCCUCAGGAUCCCCAGCAAAUCUCACUUUAUCAUCUACUUAAAGAACAUCGUUGUGGCUGAUAUUAUCAUGACUCUCACUUUCCCUUUUAAGAUCCUCAGCGACUCAAACGUAGCAUCCAUGGGGACGCGUGUCUUUGCCUGUCGUAUGUCAUCCGUGCUGUUCUACCUCACUUUGUAUAUCAGCAUUCUGUUCAUUGGCCUGAUAAGCCUCGAUCGCUGUAGAAAGACCAUGUGGCCUUCUGCCGGCACCAGCAAGAGACGCCUGCUGCACAGAAAGCUCCUCUCAGGCUUCAUAUGGUCCUCGCUCGUGGCUCUUUUCCUACCGAACAUUAUUUUGACUAGUCGUACAAACACUUCAUCUCACUUUAUGUGCAGUGACCUGAAGACACCGAUGGGACUACUAUGGCAUGAGGUGGUCAUACUUAUUUGCCAGGUGAUCUUCUGGGGAAACCUGAUAAUUGUGAUAAUAUGUUACGUUCUCAUUUCAAAAGAGCUUUACAAGUCUUACGCUCGAACAAGAUCUCAGCAUGCAGUGAGCCAGGGACAGCAGAAGAAAUCCAGUAUACAGGCUAACAUCUUCCUUGUAUUGGCCGUCUUUAUCGUUUGCUUUGUACCUUACCAUUUUGCCCGAGUGCCGUACACCAACAGCCAGAUACGAGGACAGAUGUUUAACUGCCAGGAGAAAUUGUUAUUGUUCCUGUUGAAGGAGAGCACGCUGUGGUUUUCCUCUCUCAAUGCUGUGCUGGAUCCACUCAUCUACUUCUUCCUCUGCAAGUCUUUUAGGAAAUCUCUGUUUAACACUCUCAGUAUCUCUCCUGGAUGCUGCAGAGAUUUCAGGACAGACACGGGUAAUAUACAGAGAGAAACUUCAGAAAAGCAGAACGAUCUCUUAUAAUACAAUAAUGGCAGUGAGGUUAUAAUGCAGCCCUAUCCUAUAUGUUUAUUCUGAGAAAGGAUUACAUCAUCAUCUGUGCUUAAACUGACAGAAAUGCUUUGUUACAACUACAUGAAUGAUCUCAUGACACCUGUCAAUAUUUCACCUCAAAAAUCAAAGAAAAAAAAUGCAUUUAUUAAGAUUUUAUUAUUUGAAGUACUGAUGUUUAUUGUACUGCUUUUAAUAAUGCUAAUUUAGUAAAAGCAAUAAAUUAUAAUCAUCAAUAAUGAAGAACCACUGAGAAUCACAUUAAGGUAAAACAUUUGAAUUAUAGUAAUGUGAUAUUUUUAAUGUGGAAAAAAGUGCCAAAAGGACCAAAAAAUCUUAACUUAAGAUGGUUCUUUCUGCAAUGGUGUCUAACAAGCCUAUUACGGCUGGGCAUACAGUAGUAUGCAAGACACAAUAAUAAAAAAUAUUCAUUCAUUCAUUC